AACGGAGACUGCGCCUCCUUUCGCUUCCGCCCCGUGGUCCCGGGCGCCGGAAAUCCGGCUGCCCCGGGUCACGUGCCCUGCCGCCAUCUUGGCUUCGGAGGCUGCUGCAGCCAGGACGGGGUUGGCUAGAGCGGCGCUGCUUCCCUGAGCGUAGCUUUUGGCCUGGGGGAAGGGGUCGUGGAGUUUGAGGGGAGGUGGAGGCGAUGGCUUUCUCGGCGCUGGAAGAUGGCGCCCGCGGGCAAGCCCAAAGGCGGCGGGGCUGCGAGCAUUAUGACAGGGGAUGUCUCCUGAAGGCACCUUGCUGUGACAAGCUUUAUACUUGCCGAUUGUGUCAUGAUAACAAUGAAGAUCAUCAGCUAGAUCGCUUUAAAGUAAAGGAAGUGCAGUGCAUAAACUGUGAAAGAAUUCAGCGUGCACAACAGACUUGUGAGGAAUGUAGCACAUUGUUUGGAGAAUAUUAUUGCAGUGUAUGCCAUCUGUUUGACAAAGACAAGAAACAGUAUCAUUGUGAACACUGUGGAAUUUGUAGGAUUGGUCCAAAGGAAGAUUUUUUCCACUGUUUGAAAUGUAACUUAUGCCUUGCAGUGAAUCUCCAAGGGAAGCACAAGUGUAUUGAAAAUGUUUCCCGGCAGAAUUGUCCAAUAUGUUUGGAGGACAUUCACACAUCUCGUAUUGCUGCUCAAGUCUUGCCAUGUGGACAUCUUUUACAUAGAACGUGUUAUGAAGACAUGUUGAAAGAAGGCUACAGAUGUCCAUUGUGUAUGCGCUCUGCUUUAGAUAUGAGUAGGUCCUGGAGACAACGGGAUGAUGAGGUAGCACAGACUCCUAUGCCCUCAGAAUAUCAGAACAUGACUGUGGAUGGUCUACAUCUGGGGAGCCUGACCAAAACGACCAUCAAAGAAGUUUCAAGGUGGACUCUUGUCCAUGUGUUGUGUGAGGAUGGUCACUACCAGUUACUGUGGUCACUACUGAGGAAGAACAGGGAGGAGUCAUGGCCAAGUUGCCUUGAUCUUGUCUUUAUGGAGACAAAUGUGUAGGGCUUUGUCACAAGGCUGCUUUCCUCCAGGUAUGAUGUUGCUGUGGAAACAUGGAGCCUGAAGCCUCCAAGAACACUCUGUGCUAAUCCCAGCUGCUUUAUCCAUCUGCUUUGUGUCUCAUUAGCAGACAGAGCCCAGAAAGACAGGAGGCUUUGACCAUAUCUCUGUUGAACCCAGUUUUCUAGAGAGGGGCCCCGCCCCUGGACUUUUUCCUGGGUAAGUGAGCAUCUUGGGGGUAUUUUUAGGUAAUAUUCGCUAAAUUAGAUGGAAACAAAAUCUACUUGUGCUGUAUGGUUUUCAAAAUGACUACUGGGAUUCACACUUACCGCCUAUUUGUUUCAAUCUACAUUCAAGUGGGUCCGUCUGAGAUGCAGUCUUAUUUUGAGCUUGUAGAUUCUUUUAGUAUUAACUUCCCAGUUCCCAGAAAUCGGAAUAACGGUCCUAACUCAUGGUUAAUGAUUCCUGUGGUCAAGAAAGCAAACAUUUAAGCACAUAGAUAUGGGUUAUGUUGUCUCUACAUGAAGAUGGCACUGAUGCUGGACUCUGACCACAGGUAUCAAUGUGGCCUGAGGCUGUCUCCCCGAUGGGUGACAGUGAUUCUCAGUUACGGUGCAGUGUGGUAGAUACAACCUCAUGGUUAAGAGCAUGGGCUUUGGUGUCUUGGUGUGAGCAGCAGCUAUAACAAAACAAUAUAGACUAGGUAGCAUAUAUAACACAUAUUUACUUCUCACAUCUUGGAGGCUGGGAAAUCCAAGAUCAAGGUGCUGGCAAAUUUAGUGUCUGAU
This is a messenger RNA of Bubalus bubalis (water buffalo), 1822 nucleotides long. RefSeq names its product ring finger and CHY zinc finger domain containing 1 (gene RCHY1). Bases 204 to 1037 code for a protein of 277 amino acids. Gene Ontology annotation, cellular component: nucleus. Gene Ontology annotation, molecular function: zinc ion binding; ubiquitin protein ligase activity. Gene Ontology annotation, biological process: protein ubiquitination; ubiquitin-dependent protein catabolic process. The transcript has 9 exons. The record is from RefSeq and is a predicted model, not a curated record. Lineage: Eukaryota; Metazoa; Chordata; Mammalia; Artiodactyla; Bovidae.